Molecule: messenger RNA, 2562 nt
Organism: Acanthaster planci (crown-of-thorns starfish)
Lineage: Eukaryota; Metazoa; Echinodermata; Asteroidea; Valvatida; Acanthasteridae
Biological process (GO): biosynthetic process
Molecular function (GO): L-2-aminoadipate:2-oxoglutarate transaminase activity; pyridoxal phosphate binding
Source: RefSeq, a predicted model, not a curated record
AGUGCUAACAAUAACCUGAUGCGUGUAACAUAACAUGGCUCGAUAUAUUCAGGGAGGACUGUGCUUAUCACAGCGCGCACAGACGACUUUUACUCGCCCCGGACGACAUUGUUUCGCCUCUCUACCGUCCAUUCUUCCAGUCCCUUCCUUCGCCACUAACCUCCCAGUACUGUUUUGUGCCAGAAGUUUGAGAAGCACGUCAAGCUCAGCCAUGGCAGACUACAUCGCGAUCAAAAAGAGGCGAACGGAAAUCCAGGAGUCGGGACCUUUCGCCGAGAACGACUUCAAGUGCAGGGGGUUGUUCAGCGGGCUGAACCAGCAGCUAACCAUCGGCGGCCCGGGGCCUGAUCGGCUGCGGCGGGUGGCAGAGUUGCUGUCCAAGGCCGCUCAUAAGAGAAUGGCGGAAGAAGCACUCGGAGACGGAGAUCUCUUGCAGUAUGGCAACACUGGGGGAGAUCCACUGUGCCGUUUGGAGCUGGCCAAGUUCUUGAGCAAGGGUUAUGGCAGUCCUGUCGAUGUUCAGGACCUCAUGUUGAGCGGGGGAGCGACACAGGCCAUGGCUUUCCUCCUGACGUUCUUCUUCAAUGCUGGGGACACCGUCUUUGUGGAGGACCCCACGUACUUCAUCAACUUGAAUGCGUUCAAGGAUUACGGCAUCAAGAGCGUAGCCGUUCCCCUAGAAAAAGAUGGCAUCAACACGGAAGCCCUGGAGGCCAAAUUCAAGGAAUUUGCAGCCAACGACCAGCAGGAGAUAACUGCGACUCGGCCGUUUCGUGCCAUGUUCUACGCCAUCACUGUCUUCCACAAUCCCACCACCAUAUGCUACUCACCAGAGAAAUGUCGGCGUGUCGUUGAGCUUGCCAGGAAGUACGACAUCCUGGUCGUUUGCGACGACGUCUACAAUGUACUCUCCUGGAUGCACAGCGGCAACAACGAGAUUGGCCUGGCCCCUCCCCGCCUUGUCUCCUACGACAGGAAAGAGGACUCUGACUACAAGGGCAAUGUCAUCUCCUGCGGCUCUUUCUCCAAGUUCACAGGGCCUGGCCUGCGCCUGGGCUGGUUCGAGACAGCCCCACACCUCUUGGACAUGAUGAGAAAAUGUGCCUACAUGGUGAGCGGAGGGAACUUCAACACUUUCACGUCGGGCCUGAUGGGCUCUGCUUUGGAGAUGGGACUGAUUGAGAAUCAUGUGGCCAACUUGCGAAAGACCUACUCGGCAUCUGCUCGAGCUUUAUGGAAGACGCUACAGGCAGAGCUGCCAGAGGGAAGCCGUGUGGCAGAACCCAUGGGCGGUUACUUCAUUUGGGUGGAGCUUCCUGAGGGGGCAAAAGCUGCCGAGAUCCUCAAGAUCGCCAAGGAAGACUACAAGGUUGCCUUCCUGCCUGGCAAUUUAGCCUCGCCCUGUGGCAACUUUAGCAACUGUUUGCGAAUUUCCUUCAGUUACUAUGGAGACGACGACCUGCAGACUGCAGCCAAGGGUAUCGCUGCGGCAACCAGGAAGCAUCUGGGAAAGUAAUCAGCUUUUCAUUGUAAGCCUGUUUGGCAAAAACAAAUGCUAUUUUUUAUUAGAAACCAUGUUAAUGGGGGAGCGAUUUGGGAAAGUCCAUUUGACUUGGAAAAUUUUAAUAAUCACUAUACCUCUUUUCUUUUCCUGCAAAAACUUCAGGUAAAUGUUUGUGAUUGGAGACUUGUUUGGCAAGCAGAAAGAUCAAGUAGGGUUCAAAGUUCACAAUACAGUGCAACGCCGCUGUAAUAAAAUUGAGGGGGUCCACACAGCAUGGUCGGCAAAGCAUUGGUUCACAAUUGCAAUUUUCAGAUGCACCUGGUGCUAUCCCGUUCACAUAUUUGGCAGCCUGCCUUGCGACAUUUUCUGGCUGAGAAUGUUGGGCGACACUUCCAACACACACCAAAAUUUCAACUAAAAAUAAAUGAUCAUUUCCCACCUGUUGGGUAGCUCUCUAUCGGAGUCAAAUCACCCACUGAGAUAAAGGUGUCCAUGAUUUUCUUGUGCGUCUUUGCUUAAAAAUCGCAUGCAACAUGCAGUAUGGUUGAACAGAUAGACAGGCCAGGAAAUAUUCUACAGCACGGAAGUCGCAAAAAAAGUACAUGAUGGCCAUCGGCAACAUCAUGAAUCUGCAAGCAUUGUUGAUCAUGAUUGGAACUAGCAAUAUAUUUAAGGAAAAUUUCUGCAAGUCGCAGAACUAUGUGCUUGGGUAUAUUCUGUUUUGAUGGCCUUUUUUCUAUCUAAAGAUCCUUGCCUCUAUUGUGAUAAUAAGAAGCAAGAUUUUCUAUGUCAGAGUUACACAUGUUGCAUAUGCAUGUACUCUGUGGCCGAACAACAUGGCUGCCCAUGCAGACAUGCAUGAUUCGUACCCACAAACUAGUCUAGACGGACUGCACUGCCUCAGUGUUGACCAUUGUUCCUUUGCGAGUAGGAUUUUCUCAGGUCAUAAUAAUCAGAACUAACAAUAUUUCUUUUAUAUUUAAGCAAAUUUUCAUUGUUCAUUAAAAGUGCUUGGUAAAUUCGGGUGGCUGAGGGUAAGAUUUGAAUUCCUGAUUAUU